AUGGCUAUCCCCGAUCCUACUCCUGAGCCUGCUGCUACCACCGCUGCGUCCUCGCCGCUGUCCAGCGUAUGGACGGUCGCUAGCCUGCUCGGCACGGCACUGACGUCGACGGCGAAGCACUACACGGUCGGCGCUCACGCACCGACAUGGACGCUGAGGACCUCCGUUCUGACAAACAUCAUCCGCCACAAGUCCGGCAUCGACCUCGCUUCGCGGCAGAAGAACCCGCCCAAGACGGCAGACGACAUCCUUCGACUCGUUGUGGAUGGCCGGACGGCAACGGAGAAGAUGCUGGCGAAAGAUGCGGACAAGCUUGAGGACGGUGUCGUCAAAGUCGUUGACAUCGACAUUAAGAAGCGGGAACUUGGGGGGUUGUUGGCCGAGUUGAGCGCGCAGGAAGGCGGGACGCGCAAGUCGAAGGCCGAAUGGGUCGCCCACGCCUCGUUGCUCGACGGGACGAAGCCGCUCAGCGACAAGGUCAUCCUGUCGACGCACGGCGGCGCGCACGUCCGAUGCAGCCCGGCGACGCAUCGAGCCAUGCACACGGAGAUGUCGGGCGCGACGGGGUGUCUCGUAUUCUCCGUCGACUACCGCCUGUCUCCCGAAGUCGUCUUCCCCGCCUCGCUGCUCGACGCCGUGCACGCCUAUUUCUACCUUACCGAAGACCUAAAGAUCCCACCCUCGCAGAUCCUCGUCGAAGGAGACUCGGCAGGAGGCCAUCUCGCCCUCCAGCUCGUCAUGUUCCUUCGCGACGCGGACCUCCCUCAAGUCGGUGGCGGGCUGCUCCUCAGCCCGUGGGUGGACAUGAGCAGUAGCUUUGCGAGCUGGGACGAGAACAGGCUGAUCGACUACCUCGCUUUGGACGACCCGCACGACCCGCUACGCCCCUCGCGCCUCUACCUGACCGGCACCGACUCGUCCAAAGAAGCCUCCUACCGCGACCUCCUCACCCAUCCCUACGUCUCCCCCGCUCUCGCGCCUCUCUCCUCCCUCUCUGCCCUCCCUCCCCUCCUGAUCCAAGGCGCCGUCCUCGAGUGUCUCCGGGACGAAGACACAGUCCUCGCUCGGCGCUUACGGAAGGCAGGGAACGAGGAGGUCACGCAUCAGGUUUGGAUGGAUGGCGUGCAUGUCUUUCAGCUUUUGCAGGCGGAUAGGGCGGGGAAGGAGGCGAUGAAGAGCUUGGCUGAGUGGGUCGAAAGGACGUUCGGGUCAGCGGAGGCGGGAGGGAGGGAGUGGACGCAAAAGCCGCUGGAGUUGCUGAAGGAGGAGCGUGACGCUCGUAUCGCUCGAGCCGGGCCUCUCGCCACGUCGAAGCCUGCCGCACCGCACGGCUUCGAAUGGGAGAAGACGGUAGAGCGGUUGCCAGACGUGGGUGUGAAGGAGGGAGCGAUCGAGGCGGCGAAGCAGGCGGCGGAGGAGGCGAACGCCGUUCCGGACGAGAUGGCGGAGAGCGAGGUGUACAGGCCUCUUCGUGCGUAG
Messenger RNA from Rhodotorula toruloides NP11, 1479 nucleotides. Its product is annotated as putative lipase/esterase from carbohydrate esterase family CE10. The transcript is spliced from 7 exons. The coding region runs from base 1 to 1479 and encodes 492 amino acids. The record is from RefSeq and is a predicted model, not a curated record. Lineage: Eukaryota; Fungi; Basidiomycota; Microbotryomycetes; Sporidiobolales; Sporidiobolaceae. Gene Ontology annotation, molecular function: hydrolase activity.